AUGGAGCCUCAAGCAUACCUUUACAGCGGCGACCCGUUUUUCGGUUUCCAGAUUCCCUUAGCGCACGACAACUCCAGCUUCUGCAGCGGCAACCUCAAACAUUCUGACCGGCUUUUUGAUCUCGACGGGGUCGUCGGGUUUGCAAAGCCUCCAUGGGAGCACGGGGAAUUUUCGGAAGCGACGCUCAUGUCAGGCCACCAUGAUAAGUCUGGCCGACCUUCCAUGCCCACAAUGGGUCUCGAGCUCCCAAGCACUUUCUGCCAAGAUUUCGACCAAAAACUCUUCAACUACCUUUCGUCGGAGUCCGACGACCCCCCCGACGACAGCGAGCUCAACUAUGACGACUACUUUGAUCGGUCAACCAUUUCCGACAUCAAAUCACCUGAUCACGAGGAUAGCCACAUCACUCUUGAAGAUCCUCUCAUCAACUGGGACGGCACUGGAGCUGGAAUGCCCCCGGGACAAGCUUUGCUUACCCCGCGACAGAGUCCUCAAAGUCCCAGCAUGUCCCCUUUUCGGGCCAUUUCGUCUCCCCGCGCAAGCCUGGGCGUCGGGCCUCUGCCAGAGGCAGAAGUCAGCAGCGGUCCGGAUGAAGGGUUGGGAAGCAAUCAGAUUCCGCCUCAGAAGGUAUCGCGACCUGUACGCAGUCGUGUUACUUCCGCCGCUUCCAAAAAAAACCGUACCGGAAGGAUUUGGAAGAAAGAACCACCUAGUACGGUUUUAGCCAUUUUCAAGAGGAGGCUUGGAAUUUCAAAAUCUACUAGUGAUCAACAUUGUGUACAGCCACAGUUGAAAGGCACUGCUACCAGCGGGGUAGCGCCCAGGGGCGCACGUGGCCGCCUCCUCUCUACAUACACUGUACGACGGGAGUUAAAAGCCCUUCCCCACUGUUUGGCCUUGUUCUCUCUUGGAAGAGGGGCCAAGAAUCAGCACUAG
Messenger RNA from Gaeumannomyces tritici R3-111a-1, 936 nucleotides. RefSeq lists its product as hypothetical. The record is from RefSeq and is a predicted model, not a curated record. Lineage: Eukaryota; Fungi; Ascomycota; Sordariomycetes; Magnaporthales; Magnaporthaceae. The transcript has 3 exons. Bases 1 to 936 code for a protein of 311 amino acids.